UUGUGACGCCUGCAAUGAUAUUACUCACACCAAACAACCGGUGGGAAAUUACGUCAGGAAGCAGAAAACAGCAGCUUUAAAAGCUUCGGUUGCUCGGGUUUCCCAUUUUAGAAAAAUACUCUAUUCCGCUAACAUAGUUUUCUUCAUCCCUUCUUGUGUUUCGAUUUUUAAGCCAACCAGAACUGUUAGAAAUUGCUUCAAACAUGCCCCCCAAAUCGCUUGUUUUUAUGCUUGGGUAUUUUUUAAUUGGCUGUAACGGCAAUCCAACCAGCUUUUCAGAUGACUACGAUGUGAAAGCGCAGACUAGUGACGAUACGGAAUUGGUCGGAUUUGCGUCUUCGAACACUCCUCGAUCAGAGGACUUUUCCAACAACUUUAAUAUGCCAAAAUCACCGAAAGCGCAUCGCAUCAUUGGUGGCACUACGACUCCAGUCAACCAGUUCAGCUACAUUGUCAGCCUGCGUCAUGACGGCAGUCAUAAGUGCGGAGGUUCCUUAUUGGCGGACUUUCAAACGGUUAUCACUGUCGCUCAUUGCGUCUAUGAGCAUGGGUUUGUGAAGGAUGCCGAUUCCCUGAGCGUGGCAGUGGGAUUUCGCCAUCUAUCGGAUGCGCGUUCAUCGAACAUCAUAAGAGUCGAUCACGUAAUCGUCCAUCCGGAUUACGAUGAGGACACCUUGGAGAACGACAUUGCGCUGGUGCGCUUGCAGCGCAGUGCUGCCAGUAUGCCUAAUGUCGCUACCGUUCGGCUGCCGCCGGCCAACGCCACACCUCCUAUUGGCCAGAAGCUGCAGACUGCCGGCUGGGGAUUGACCCGUUCCGGAACGACAUCGGGCGCGCCGUCCCGUUCGCUGCGCACGGUGAAUCAUGUUGCGCGCGCCACCUGUCGUCGGGCGCUGAGUCGGCGUAUCCCCAGCAGCCAGAUCUGCACGGACAAUGUCAUGUCGGGGACCUGCUACGGUGAUAGUGGAGGACCCUUGGUUAAUCGACGCCUUGAUGGAGAUUAUCUGGUUGGCAUUACCAGCCACGGAGUUGACAGGUCAGCUAUUAUGCCCGUUGGAUCGAGAGCGUGGUUAACAGCCGGCGCUGGACGACCGGUGCCGGUACACCGGACCAUUUACCCGGCAAUGUUGUAUCAGAAUCGGGAGGACGGGACGAGGAAGACAGCGGAGAAACCCUGUUUUUGGGCGGGCUACUGGUUGCGGCAACAGUUUUACAAGAGCUUCUGUGUAAGGGCGGGACGCCCCGCCCUCCUGAGUAGCUAUUCGCUGUUUCUGGGGAUUUCCCCCCCGCACAUUGCUGCGCUGUUUUGACGGACCUGCAGCACAGUUGCACUGGCUGCAGGAUCCUUCCUCAUUAGUUUUGGUGUUGCUGCGCCACGGUGCGCAUUAGAUUCGGCAAUAAAGCCUCAUCCGGG
Molecule: messenger RNA, 1414 nt
Organism: Paramacrobiotus metropolitanus
Lineage: Eukaryota; Metazoa; Tardigrada; Eutardigrada; Parachela; Macrobiotidae
Product: trypsin beta-like
Exons: 6
Coding region: 204-1310 (368 amino acids)
Biological process (GO): proteolysis
Molecular function (GO): serine-type endopeptidase activity
Source: RefSeq, a predicted model, not a curated record